Molecule: messenger RNA, 369 nt
Organism: Iphiclides podalirius (scarce swallowtail)
Lineage: Eukaryota; Metazoa; Arthropoda; Insecta; Lepidoptera; Papilionidae
Source: the annotation of a GenBank genome assembly
AUGUUGCAGCCCGCUCGCCGGUCGAACAGCUACUGCGGCGAGGCCCACUGCUCCACUCUCAGCGCUUUCUCCGCUAACGGUAUCAACCGCUUUUCGCGUGCCCACGUCUGUCAGAACAACGUUUUGUUCGCACUCAAGACGGGCGAUAACCGGCCAAUGCAGAGAUCCGGAACAACUAUCUGUGGGGUACGACUCGUAGCGCCGAAACCAAAUGCUGAUUGCUCCACUUGGACGAUAUGCGUAAGUAUUACAACUUUAGCCAGCCACCUGUCACGGUACUUCCCCAGACAAGUCGGCCCAUUCGCGUACCCAACUGCGCAAGCCAAGGGCUUUACACCUGUAAAAAGUGACGUAGGGAUCAACUUACGC